Ixodes scapularis (black-legged tick) is the source of this 12299-nucleotide messenger RNA. It is a transcript of the gene tweek, whose product is annotated as transmembrane protein KIAA1109. Bases 69 to 12215 code for a protein of 4048 amino acids. Gene Ontology annotation, biological process: synaptic vesicle endocytosis. The transcript has 66 exons. NCBI's taxonomy places the organism in Eukaryota, Metazoa, Arthropoda, Arachnida, Ixodida, Ixodidae. The record is from RefSeq and is a predicted model, not a curated record.
UCUGCUGCUGCGAUGGCGAGCGAUCCCCAGUGGGAGAUAUCUGUCAGCCCGAUGGGAUUCAACACACGAUGAAUUCUACACAAGUACCCGGGCUGCCCCCGGACAGCCCGGAGGCCGGGAUGGCACACCUGGCGGCCUGGAACACGACGGCGCCCCUCGAGAAGCUGCCGCUGGACUCCAACUUUGCCUGGCUGCUGUGCGCCCUGCUGGCCGCCACUGCCUGGGUCAUCUACGUCACCUUCUACAAUGCCCGCGUCCUGGGCUUUCUGCUCACCAAGGUCCUCAACCGCUUCGUGGCCGAUGCCUACGUCCGCAUCGGCUCAGUGUCCUUGUCCGUACUUUCGGGCAAGUUGAUGUUCCGUGACGCGGCUUACGUGACUCCGGACUUCACCGUGCGGGCCCAGGACGGAUGGCUCGUCUUCCGCUGGUGGAUACCCUACGUCAAGAAGGAGUUUCCCCGCACGUGCACGGAUGCAGAGGCCCGUGUGCUGCUGCUGCUGAACGGCCUGGAGCUCCACGUGUACAACCGGUCGCAGCUCUACUCGAGGCUGGAGCGCCUCUUCGGGCUGGAGCCCAGCGUGCUGCCUCCAGACAGUCCCAAAGCCCCGCCGGCUCCAGUGCCCAGCACCGAGGAGGAGCGCCCGUGGAGGGACCUUGUGCCCGUUCUCAAGGUGGAGGUGUCGACGGGGCGCCUGGUGUUUGGCAACCGCCUGCUGCCGACGACAAUGUCGAUACGGUUCGAGGACGCCCACGCCACGUACAAGACCCGGGCUGCCUCCUCCCGCCUCGACCUGUUUCAACACAUUCUCGACUGCCGCCUGGACAGCUUCAAAGUGAUGCUGGCUCCGAGUCCCAAGUACAUCGGCAUCCCCGACGAGCCACCCCGGUUUAUGGGCGAGGGGUUCGUGGUGCUCCAGUCCAACCGGGUCCACCUUUUUUACUACCAGGACGAGCCAGGGCUUGUGCCAGCGGAGCCCGAGGUGGUCCAGCUGGCCAACGGGGACCUGGUGGAGCGGCGCAGCGCCCCGACCUGGGGCCUGGAUGCCAAGUGCGGCCGGGGCACCAGCUUCAGCUACGGGCCCUGGGCCGACCGGCAGCGGGACCAGCUGGUGCAGUUCUUCUACCCUCAGGACUUCCAGCCCCUGCAGCCGACCCCUACCCCCGAGGUCGGGGAGCGCAGGCGCUUCCAGUCGUUCGACCUGCGCCUGAGCACCACGGCCGAUGCCACCGUCGACCUGCUCUUCUCCAAGGACAAGGAGACGAAUGCGGUGCACAUGACGGUGAAGCAAGGCUCGUACCUGGAGCUGACGGUGCCCUGGGUCAUGGGGCCCGAGGGCUACACCCUGCGGGUCAUGGGGCAGCUCUUCCACCUGGACGCCUCCACCAGCCUGCCCUUCCGAGGCUUCGUCGAGAGCGAGAUCUUGGGGUUCGACGUUCAGGGCCAGUACCCCCUGGUGUGGAACGGCCACCAGGACUGGCAGUGCAGCCUGGCCGGGUGCCGGAGCUCCCUUACGCUGCUGCACGCUCACAAGGGCUUCUUCCACGCCCUGGUGGAAGACUGGGCCAGCAAGGCGCGUCCGGACCUGCUGCGCUUCGUGCCGUACACCUGGCACCUCAACCUGGUGCUGACCGAAUUCGAGCUGGUCACUCUGGCCAACGAGUACAACUGGGUCGACUGCGCGCACCAGGAGAACGCUCGCGUGGCCUUCUGCGGGGAGGUGUUUGACCUGUCCUUCGACCUGCCCUUUGUGGACUUCCUGCCGCCGCAACUGAGUCUCAAGUUUUGGAUACAGGCGGAGAGUGUGGCGGUGUUGGCCCAACUACCGGAGGGCAACCCCCACCGGGAGCUGCUGCUUCUCCUGGAGAAACACGCACGGACGACGGACCGCACGGGGAUGCCCCGGCAGCCCUCGCAGGGGGACCACAAGUGGCACCACCUAGCAGACUCUGGCCGAGGCUGGGUGGAGGUGUGCAGCGUGCCGAUUGUGGCCCUGAGCCUGGGCUACACCUACCACCCGGUGCCUCCCCUGGACUUUGCUCACCCGCUGGACUUUGACGUGACCACUCCGGAGAAGGAAGAGUUGCUGCUGUCGCCCAUGCGACCCCCCAAGGGACGCGCUGCCCUGCUGCCCCCGGAGGACUUCGACCCCGGCAACAUGGCUCCCGACGUGCUCUCUCUCGAGCUGGAGAUCGGGCCCUCCGUUUUGACCCUGGAUGGCUCGGUGCUGCACCUGCUGAUGCAGCUGAAGGAGAACUACUUCGGGGCCUGGCAGGAGUAUGUGGACAUGGAGGCCCAGGCCCCGCCCCCCGAGCGGCCCGCCGAGGGGGCCUUCGACCCCCGCUGCUUCCGACCCCUGGACGUGCGGGCCACCGUCAUCCUGCACGACAUGCACGGACACCUCAUGAAGGGUUGCGGAGAAGGCGAUGCCCCAUGUCCUUCUCUGUUCCUGGAGCGUCUGCAACUGGAGCUCGUGCGCGGUCACCGGGAGAGUCAGCUGCAGCUGCUGCUCUCCCCGCUGGUUGCCAUCUGCCCGGGGGAGCGGCCGGGGCACCUGGCACUUUCGUCCUUCCAGGUGCGUGGCCAGGCGCUGUUCUCGGGGGUCGGGCGUCCCCUUGGCAGUGACAGCCUCGAAUACGCCUGGCUCGUGGAGCUCCAGGCAGGCGACCUAACGGGACGGCUCUCCCUGCCACAGCUGUACGACCUGGCGGUAGGUGCUGAGCUGUUUGCGGAGCAAGCUCAGCAUGCCAGCGGUGCCCUGGAGGCGCCCCCGGGGCGCAUCCGGUGCCAGCACGACCUGCCCCAGAGCGAGUGCUCUCGGGGGGAGCCCUGCCCCGUGCCGGACACCCUCAAGUACCGCAUGACGCGCUUCUCCAUGGACUUUGUCGACUUCUGCCUCGAGGAGGCCAGCUCUGCCGUCUGCCUGGAGGUGUCGCCCAUCAAGCUGUCCGUAUGCAACCUUCACUCCGAGCAGACGACCGCGGGGCUCAGCCUCCAAGUGAGGGCCAUCAGCGUCUCGCAGUUUCUGCUGUCGGUCGACGGGCCCUGGCUGCAGGCAGGCAAGCUCGAGCUGGGCCCCGUGUGCCUGGACCACUGGAGCCAGGGGGCGUCCCAGAGCGGGCAGGAAGGGUUCCUGCGCACCCACGACUGCAGUUCCCGCCGCCUUUGGUUCCUGUGGGGGGACCCCCGUGCGGGGGGACACUGCGGCUGCCUCGGGGGGUGCGCCUUCUUCGGGGCCCCCCAGGAGGCGCAGGGUGGUGGCGGUGCUUCGGACGACCAGGGGGAACCUCGCCAGGGCGUCUUCCGCCAGUACAGCAGCCCGGGUCAUCGCCAGCCAGCUGCCGUGAGCUUCGCCCGCUCGGCCUCAGCCUGCGACGGGCCUGACGGGCGCCCAAGGGGCACCCCACCAGCGGAGGACCACUUUGCCGAGCGACGGCGCAGCAACGGCGCAUCGGUGCGGCGCGCCAUCUCGACUGACUCCACGCAUUCGUCGGAGGCCUUCUUCUCGGCAGACGAAGACCCUGCAGCCGCCGCAGCGCGCCUGGCCGAGGAGGCCGACAAGAACUCGGACCGACGUCGGCUCUCGUUCUGCGUCCGGGGCUCGACCUCGGCCAGCUCGAGCCUCGAUCGGCGGAGGCCCGCUCGGGAACAGGAGCAGGACGGGGACUCCAACUCCGUCUCGAGCACGUCCUUCCUCUCGGCCGUCUCGUCCCAGGAGGACGUGACGCUGGUGAAUCUGCAUCACCAGAUGGACCGCCCCAUCGCCGAGUCCCCACUGCUGAUGGCCUGCUACGGAGCACACCUGUCGCAGUUUCAGGUGACCAACUGGGAGGAGGCAUGUGCCCCGCUGCCCCACCUGGUGGGCCGGGGUCCCGACGGGGGCCCCCCCGCCUCCACGGCCUUCCUGCAUGCCACUAGCUGCUGGAAGCCCCGCUUCAGCCCCUGCCCCAACAACGGGGCCGGCCCCGGCUUCUCGGAAGUGCGCAUGCUGCCACGCCCACGCCGGGCCCCCUCCACCGGGGCGAGGGCCAGCGGCACGGCGGGUAGAGCGGGGGCCGCGGGAGAGCCACAAGCGACCCCGGCGCCCCAGAACCGCCCGCCUGCCUCGACCAAGAGCGCCAUUGUUGUGCGAGUGCAGGGCGACGUGCACCUGCUGGUGUCCCCUCCCCUGCUGGAGGCUGUGCGCGGCUUUGCGGAGGCCUUGACCCCGACACUGGCCCAGCAGCACCCGGCCACUGUGCUGGGCCGCCUGCUGGGACGCUGCUGGUCGGCUGUGCAGGGAAGCAGCCCACUGCUGGGGGAGAGGGCGCCCGGGAGUGCCCCCAGUGCGGGGCACCAGGAGACGCGCAGGGACCAGACCCAGCUGUGGCUCCAGGUGUCACGUGUGAACGUGAUGGCCCUGCAGUGCUCGGUGGUGGAGGAGCUCAUUGCCUUCUCGGCCCUCGACAACCUCAAGGACCUGGCAUGCGUCUCGGUGCUCGCACUCUGCCUAGACCAGGUUCAGCUGCAGGUGCUGGAGCGUCGGGAGGCCCAGUGUUGCCUGCAGGUGGUGAGGGAGGCCUCGCAGCAGCAGCAGGGCGCGGGGGGCCAGAGCCCCCUCCUGGGCCGCCGUUCGGAUCCCCCCCUGCUGGUGGAGACGAGCGUGGCUGGGCAGCGCCACGGCGUGGCCACUCUCACCCUUGGCGCGGCCCACAUGCAGUUGCGGCGCCUGCGCAACUGCACCAGCUCCCUGCUCAAGGAGGCCACGGUGACCUGCGUCGCCCCACACCACUCCAAGGUGUGCUUCACGUUUGAGUGCCCGGACUGGGAGAAGGUGCGCGAGGACGAGAAGAUGGGAUUCAUCAUGUCAGAGUGGGGCCUGGAGGGGGCCAGCCUGCGCCUGGUGGGCCACGGGGGACACGGCACCGAGGGGUCCCGGCUCUCCUUCCCGGAGGAAGAGCCGCCCUGCGACGCACUGCUCCUGCUCGAGCUCAGGGCCGUCUGGUUCAACUUCGCCGCACCACCACGCACCACAAACUCGCACCGAGCCGACUUUACCAGGCUGGACUGGCACCUGUUGAGCACCAUGACGCCCUCUAUCAACGCCUGGCUGAAGCCCUGCGACCGUCUGCUGGUGGCCCUGCGGAGGGCGCGGCAGGCCGAGCAGCGCCGCCUGUGCGCCGUGCUUGCCUGGCUCAUGGCCGAGGCCAUGGACGCGCAGGGCGGACACCUGCCGCCCAGGGGCAAGCAGCUGUACGGCUGCCUAAGCCCCCUGGCCAGGGCCCUGCAGGACGAGCCCUCGUGCCAGCUGCUGAGUGCCCUGUGCCGCUUCUUGGCCGAAGGGGCCCCUUCCCCGGCCAGCAGCCUCCGGCCGGAGUGCCUGCCCCCGCUGGGCACCCUCCGCCGGGGCCUGCUGGCCCUCAGCCGCCAAUGGAAGCACCUGCUCUACAUGCCCCUGCUGGUGGACCACAACGCUCGCCUGCGCAGAGCCAACAGGCCCGGGGCGCCCCCUGUGACGAGGGUGCCCCCCAGGGAGGAGGAGGAGGCAGCCCCGGACGAGGCGGAGACAGCCUGCCUGCUGGCUCAGGAUGGGGCCGCAGGACAGUCACCGCAGGACCCAAAGGGGGGCCGCCCCGGAGCCUUCCCCCUGCUGGGUGCCCCCCUCGACUCCCCCCUGCACUACGGGGGCAUGCUGUACCUGGGCAAGACCCUGGAACACGGCAUCUCUUGCAUGGUGGCCAACAGUGGGCGCCUGCGAGGCUCGCGCCACAGCCUGGCCACCUGGAGCUUCUCGAGCGUGGAGCCCAUCUUACGCUCGUCCCUGGACCCGGCUAACGACGACGAGGAUCUCUACAACUGGAUGGCCCGGCAGAGGGGGCCUCCCUCGCCCCUGGACUCCCCCGGCGCACCCCCGAGGGAGUCCGGGGCUCCCCCGGGGGGCAUCCCCGACGCCCAGGCCGUCUUCGAACCCCUUCUGUCGGCACUGGGGGCCUGCGCCUCGGCGGGGCAGGCUCCGGGGCCCCGCCUGGCCCUCUCCGCCCUCGUGGAGCUGCUCCGUGUGGACCUGGUGGAGUCCGAGGGCCCCGACCAGGGACCACGCAGGCGUUCCAAGCCGGGUCAGCGUCUGUUUGUGGACACGAGCACAGACACGCCAGCCCUGGUGUGUGACCGGCUCACUCUGGAGCUGGACGUGCGCCAUCCGGGCACACCUCGCACCUGUGCACACCUGGCCGUGGACGUGCAGUACGUCGCCCAGCAGGUGAACAUGCCCCUGCUGCGGCUGCUGCACCAGUUCUCGAGCAUGUACGAGAACGUCCAGGAGACGCGCCUGGAGCUGCGCUGCCGGCGGCCCCGGGCAGACUCGGUGGCCGUGAGGCGCCAUGCCAGCCAGGAGUCGCUGGCGGCUGGGGCGGGAAGGGCGCCCGAAGUGGAGGACACUCCCCGCUGCUGGAAGACCAUGUGCUUCCUGCUGGACCUGUACGAAAGCAUGCCCCCCUCCAAGGCCCUGGCAGACCGGUUCACGGUGACGGUGGGCACCGAGCACAAGUGCGACGCCUCCGAGGGCUACCGAGGUAAUGGCAAGUACGAGCACCUGCAAGAGCACCGCAUCGACAUGGAGGCGCCCUACCCACAGCCGGCACCCAGGGACGCACCGAGGGCCGCGGCCAUCCCGGAGCGGGUGCCCCUGGCGGUGUUUGCGGUGGGCCACGUGAAGCGUAUUCGCCUGCUGGCCAUGCUGAGCGGACUGCGGCUGGAGGCGGAGCUCUCGGGACUGCAAGUCAGCGGCACUCACAAGGAGACCCUUGAGGAGGGUCUGCGCAAGAGCGAGUCUUCUGCGACGGGACGCCUGGGCCCAACGAGCGUGGUUCUCCUGGAGGGCCAGCCCCCGAACCACCAGAUGGUGGUCACGAUGGCCGUGGGGCAGUCCCAGGCCCUGGGCUCGAGCCGCGGAGCCCACCACGCGGCGCUGCUCUCCAUCGGGGCAGUGCACAUCGACAUCCCCCAGCACCCCGUGGUGCUGCACAGCAUGGUGACGCGCUCCAGCAAGCAGCUCUCCACCACGCUGCAGGAGCUGCGCCGGAGCGGGCCCGGGCGCUCCGCCCAGCGGCCGCCCGCGGAGGAGGCCGCUCUGGGCAGCCCGACCCCGCUGGGGUCGGACCAGCGGACGUCGCGCCCCGUGGUGCGCCUGGACCUGGUGCUGGAGGGCCUGACGACGGGGGCCUCGCUCUUGCCCUCCCUGCGGGCCCACUACCACAUGGGGCCCCUGACGGGCACGGGCCGCACGGGGGCCCAGGCCCGCUUCACAGUGCACCUGCCCCAGCACUCGCUCAGCUUUAACACCAAGGUGCCCCCGGCUUGCGAGGCCAACCUACCAUCCCGGGCCAGCGUGGAACUACCACCUGUCCAGGUGGCGGCCGAGUACCUCCAGGACCCCGGGGGUCCUUCGCAGCGAGACGCAGAUGGCGUGGUGCUGCGUCGCGGCAGCUACCUGAGCGCCCUGGCUGAGAUUGGCACCUUUGAGCACAGCCUGACCACGGACCUGCUGAACCACUUGGUGCUCGUUCAAAAGGUCUUCAUGAAGGAGGUGAACGAGGUGGUGCAGAAGAUGUCGGGCACUCGGCCCCUGCGGCUGUGGGAGGGGGCCCCGGGGGGCGGGGGAGGCCGCCUGCUCUUCUCGCUCCAGCUGCGCCUGCGGGGCAUCCGCCUCACGGCCACCACCCCAACGGCCAGCGCCGUGCGCCUGCAGACGGGCACGCUGGACCUGCAGCUCUCCAACCGCGUCCAGAACGCCUCCCGGGCCGUCUCGGCCAUGAAGCUUUUCGGCAAGGGCCAGGUUGACCUCAGCCUCGCCCUGGGACAGCUCCUCAAGAAUACUCUGUUUGAAGAGGCGGAGCUGCAGCAGUUUGCCUUCUUCAAGACUCGCAUCUGCCUGCGCAACGCGUUGCAGGACGAGAUGAUCUCCAGCCAGUACGACGACAAGGAGGCGGUCCUCAUUACUUUGAGCCGGCCCAUGAUCUACUUCCAGCCAGUGGCCCUGGAUAAAGCCGUCCUGGUGUGGCUCAACUACAAGAACGCUUACGAAUACUGGAACGAGCAGAGGGGCAGCCUCAACAAAGAGGUGCUGACGGCUACGCAGCAGGUGUUUGAACGUGUGCCCCAGUUCUCGCAGCUCAGCAGUCAGGCUCUUGGGACCCUGUUCCUGCAGCUGACAGUUCAAGACUUGGGCAUCUGCAUGCCCAUCAGCAAGGGGGCACUGACCAACAGUCGGCUGUACGAGUCAGACAGUACGGCGGCAGUGGUGGUGACCCUCGAGAACACCCGCAUCUCGGCCUGCUCCUGCGGAUCUCUCGUGAGCAAGGCACGUUUCACAGGGUUGUGUUUGCGCUUUGCGGAGGACUUUGAGGUCUCCCUGGACGACUGGAAGCCCGACCCGAGCGAUUCAAGCACCACCAACCUGUGCGUGGUCUCAGAGGGCACUUACGAGAUCUGCUCACGGACCAUCGCGGCGCAGGCCGGCAGCAAUGCCAAGUGGAUCCUGAACGUGCAGUGGCAGAUGGAGGGCGUGGACAUCCACGUGGACACGAGCAUCAGCAAGGCUCUUUCGGCGCUGUUCCGCACCCUGACGGCCCUCACAGGGGACGGGGAUGACGGGGGAAGCCCCGAGGAGCAGGCCGCUCAGGAGCCUGUGACCCUGCGCCAUGCAUGCCUGCUGCUGGACCCUGCCCUGGAUGCCAAAAAGCGGUCCCGGCUGAUCGAAAAGGAAAUGAACGAGCAGGCCAAGAUCAUCAGCGACCUACGCUUCCUGGGGGCCAGCCAAAGCACCAUCGAGCAGGAGGAGCGCCGCCUCAAAGAGCUUGAGACGGCCGUCUUCAAUGACUUCCGUCGUGACGUCAUCAAGAAGCUGCGCAGGCAGAGCGUCAAGGCGGCCUCAAUCAAGGACAAACUGGGGCUGGGCCCCAUGUCACGGCUCGUGCCGGGCACCCCCGAGGAGGAGACCCGGCAGGGGCACCCCCAGCAGGGCCAGGCGCCGCCCCCCACCUCGGGCGGGGUCCCCCCAUCCCCCGGGGGGGCCAAGGAGGCCGGAGUGCAUGUGCGCACGGCUUCCCUCGACAUGUCAGACCUGCCUGCAUCCCCCAGGAGGCCCCUCGUGCACAGGGAGCUGUCCCUGGACAGUGUGUUCUCGCAGACGACGGCAAGUGUGAGCAACAGCGGUGCGCCGACUCCAACGAGCGAGCCCUCUGAGCCGACCACAAGUCCCCAGGACGAGGUCCCCCAAGUCCCCACGUCCGGUGAUGCGCAUGGGGGCCAGAGCCCGCCCACUGCCCCGCAGGGCAGCCGGCAACAGGCGGAGCCCAGCAUCGACUUCGAGCUGGACAUCAAGGUGUUCUUCAACAGCGGGAAGUGUGUCCUGCACACCAGGGACCCCGCCAGGGAAGAGGAGGCCCUCAGGAUGGCACGUCCCAUGCGCAAAGAGCGCAGCUUCUCAGGGGGCCUCCCCGAGGGGGGCUCCCCCACACGGCGCCGGAGCGGGCCCCGCAGUCACCCGUCGUCUUCCCGAAUGCGCUUCGCCCCCGCGGCCACGACCACGCAGGUGGCAGACUUCACCAUCUUCCUUGUGCCGGGGCUGGACGUCAAGGUUCACUACAACUCGUGGACAGUGGGUGGGGAGAGCCCUGUGGGACUGGAGCCACCCGCCCGCAAGGGUGGCCUCAAGAAGGCCACCCUCUUUGCCUGGAUCACCUUGCAGAGCAUUCCGGAGGAGACUGUGAUCAGCCCCCACAUUCUGGACUUCCUGGAGCAAGCCCUGGAGGCCAUUCCUUUGCAGCAGGCAUCCAAGGCCUCUCCCGUUGCAUCACUGGACGGCGCCCUGGUGUUUGAGGAGAGCCAGUACAGCUCGUUCCCAGUGGACGUGAUCGUGUACUUCCGGAUGCAGCCGUCGAUCCUGCGCUUUAGCUGCCUGCCCGUGUCGCGGGUGGAGUGCCUGCUCCGGCUGCCCUCGCUGGACCUGGCCUUCUCGUCCAAGCGGGCCGACGAGGGCCCCGUGGGCGGCCUCUCGGCCACGGGCUGUCUGGCCGACUUCUCCCUCUACAUCUUCCACCCCUACGGCGGCGCCAAAAAGAUGCCCUCCUCGGCGGCAGACGCGUCCCCGCUGGCCGUCUCGGAGCGCAAGGACUCCCUCUCCCUCCAGGUGGAGUUUGUCAAGGUGAACAUGAGCCGUAGCCGCCACCUGGGCCCGGACGGCGGGCGCGCCCUCAUCCGCUUCUCGGCCCUGUGUGACGUGGGCUCGGCCUCCUUCAAGUACGACAUGCGGCGCCUCACGGAGAUCCUGGCCUUCCCCAAGGCCUGGUACCGGCGCAGCAUCGCUCGCCGCAUGUUCCUGGGGGAUCCCGCCACCGCAGGCUCCGCCUUCGGGGACCCGGCGGAAGACUCGGCGGCAGAGACGAGCAGCAGCAGUGGCACCCUGUCCCCGAGCAGGGCUGACUCCUUCCCUUUCGGGAGCCUCGAGCUGGGCUCUCCCGAGGAGGACGCAGCUCCGCCCGAGCGCCCGGCUCCCGCCCGGGCCCCGGGUCAGGCGUGGGAGACCCUGCUGCUCUACGCGCUGAACCUGUCCCGGCUCAACGUCCACAUGAACAUGGGCAACGUCAUGGGCAACACGUCGUGGCUCACCCAGGGGUUCAGGUCCCAAGGGCGGCUGGCCAUCGACAGCCGAGGCCACAAGGACAUGAGCCUGGCAGUGGACCUGGAUGGCUCCAGCCUGGACGCCAAGGGCGGCAUCGUGGGCGGGGCCAUCGAACUCAGCCGUAUUCACACUCACAUGGGUCUGCAGGAGAGCUGGGGCCGCGAGCCCGUGCACACGCUGACCCUGGCCCUGUGGGCGGCGGAGAGCCGCCUGGAUUACAUGGGCAGCAGCGUGCUCAUGGGGCGGGUCUCGCGCCUGGCCCUCGAGCUCAGAGAUGAGUGGCGCCUGUGCGAGGGCUGCGAGGCCACCAAGCGGCCCGCCCUGCUGUUCGUCCACGGUCAGGUGCACUGGGACCAACUGCAACUGCUGCUCUCUAAGUCCACCACACCCGACCUGGCCAAAAUGGGCUCCAAGCUGGAGGAGUUCUUCUCGCAGCAGUUCCACAGCAGCCGCCGGGUCUUCUCCUCCCUGCGCCUGGCGGGGCACGCCCGCCGGGCGCCCAGGGGCCGCGGGGGCGCCGACGAGGGCCCCAGCCGCCACGCGCAGCAGCGCCACUGGCAGGGUGCCCUGUCCCUGGUGUCUGGACUCCAGCUGGGCUGGGGCCUGAGGCUUCCCCUGCACGGCACUCUGGUCGGAGGCAGCAUGGACCUUCAGGGUGGCAACGUGUCCCUGGCGUGCUUCCACGGGGUGAGCUUCCGGUCCAAGGCCUGGGCGCUGUUCAGCCUGCGCCAGCCCAGCAUCCACUUCGCCACCGAGGCCCAGGACGUGCUGGGGCCCCAGGCGGCCGUGGACACGCACGUGGUCCAGCACCUGACCUUCCGGCUGGGCACCGGCGGCACGGGCGCGGGCAGCAUGGCCACCGUGUGCCGCAUCAGCCGCAACGUGCUCUUCCCGCCCCAGUUCAAGACGGUCAACGAGUGGUUCCACUACGCCUUUGCCAGCAGCGAGCUGGACGACGUGGGCCGCUUCCCGGCCUUCGAAGGGCGCCCCACGCCGACCAGGGGCCCCGAGGCCGGCCACACGAUGGAGAUGAUCUUCGCCUUCCCCAGCCUCGAGCUCCACCUCAAGACGGAGCAGCUGCAGGGAGAGCACAGCCCCGGUCCUGACGAUUCCCGGCCCGUCGUGGAGUGCAGCUUUGUGACGGAGUUUGACGACCACAUCUUUGUGGCCGUGGACGCGGAAGCCUUCUUCUUCCUGCAUGACCUGAUCGUGUCCUACAUUCGAGAGAAAGAUGGUGCCUCGGUGGGCGGCAAGAGCCAGUCGCCGGAGAGCGAGCGUCGCAAGCGUGGUAGCGUGGUGGAGCCACUGGAGCCCCUGCACCGAGACUUCCGCGACUACCAGUGCUACACGUGGCACCUGGAGCCUACGGUGCGGCUGCUCUCCUGGGCGGGCAAGGGCAUAGAGCCCUACGGGGUGGACUACAUCUUGCACAAGCUGGGCUUCUCUCACGCCCGCGUCACCAUCCCCAAGUGGCUGCAGCGCGGCUGCAUGGACCCCCUCGACCUCUUCCUCUCGCUCAUGCUGGAGAGGAUGCUGAAGGCCGUGCGCCAGCCCUGACUCUUGUUGUGCUGCACAUUGUUAUAGGUAGAAGACAGUGUUCUGCUUCUUUCUGUGUAAAUAAAUGUUUUCCACAAAAAUAAA